CUAACGCAGUCAUAUCCUCCCUCGGCAGCUCCACCCCACAGCAAGCGGGAGAUUUGAAGGGAAGAGGCGGCGACAUGGUGGAGGGCCCGUGCUGCGCGCUGUUUGCGGAGCGGCUGCGGGCGCGAGUGCGUCGGGGUCAGGCGGUGCGCAGCGCGCGGGGCAGCGCUCUGCCGGCUGGGGCUCGCGCUGCGACUGCUGCAAGUGAGGAGAGAACCUCUAGUCAUGAUUUCCUUACUGGACAAGUUUUCAAGGGUGUGGAAACACUGGGAAAGGAAUUUUUUAUGUAUUUUGAUCAAAAAGCUUUGAGGAUUCACUUUGGUAUGAACGGUUCCAUGCGCAUUAAUCCUGAUGGAAGUAAAGACAGAAAUGGAGCAUUACCAGUUUUGGAGAUACAACUUAUAGAAGAUACUAUUUGUUUCUUUGAGGUGACAGUAGAGUAUAGAAAUGUAGCAGAGUGUGAGCAGAAAGUAAGAAUGAUGGAAAGCUUGGAUGUCUGCUCUCCAAAGUUUAGCUUCUUAAGAGCAGAAAGUGAAGUAAAGCAGCAGAAAACCCAGAUGUUAUGUGAUGUGUUACUGGAUCAAACAGUAUUACCUGGAGUUGGAAAUAUCAUAAAAAAUGAAGCACUAUUUGACAGCGGUCUCCAUCCAGCUGCUAAAGUUUGCCAAUUGACAGAUGAGCAUAUACGUCACUUGGUGAAAAUGACACGUGACUUUACCCUGCUUUUUUAUAAGUGCCGCAAAACUGGGUCUCCACUCUACAAACACUACAAAGUAUACAGGCGCCAAACCUGCGGUCAGUGCAAUGAGAAAAUCACUGUGUGUCGUUUAGGAGAGAAUAACAGGAUGACUUACUUCUGCUCUCGAUGUCAAAAGGCUGAUCCCCAGCUUGUCAAUGUUAGCAAACUGCCAACUAGAAAUAGCCUAAUUGGCUGGGCAUGUGGCAGGGGGUCAUGUUCUAAUGAACAUGUAGCUCAGAAAUGUGAAGAAGAGUGGACGUGUAUGCGCUGUACCCUAAUAAACAAGCCUUCUGCUGAAACUUGUGAUGCCUGUUUGACUUCAAGGCCUGAAGUGAGUUCUUCAUUGAAGACAGAGGAUGUUGAAGAUUCCACAGACUUUAACAUAAAUCUCAUUAAAUACCCUUGUAAUGACUUCAGAAAACCAAGCAGAGAAAUAAAAAUCAACAGGAAGGCUGCAUUUGGAACUACCACUCUUGUCUUAACAGAUCUUGGUAAUAAAGCAGAAUUGAAAGGUGAUAUCCAAUUACCUGAUGGAUGCUCUGAGUAUGUUACUCCAAAAGGCAAUCUCAGCCAGAAUCAAAAUAAUGUCUACCACUCAGGAAUAAGCAUAGACAAGUAUUGCUCAACAAAUGUAACUUCUCUGGCUUCAUCUUCUGGUCAGGAGCCUCCCUCUUUCAAGCCCACAAAGAAGAAGCAGAAAACUCAUCACGUAUCUUCUGUUCACCAAUAUAAUGUAACAAUUGGCAAACCUCAAGUUAAUUCAACAGAUGAUAUUCAUACACUGCACACAGGCCCUCCUCAUUGCAGUAAACACGGUCACCUCUGCAAACUCAGAAUUGUGAGGAAGGAUGGGGAAAACAAGGGCAGGAUGUUUUAUAGCUGUCCUCUACCCACAGAAACUCGGUGCAACUAUUUUCAAUGGGCUGAUUUGAAUUUUCCAUUUUGUCACCAUGGCAAGCGAUGCGUUAUGAGGAUGGUGCUGAAGCUUGGUCCCAAUAAUGGAAAGAAUUUCUUUGUGUGCCCAUUAGGAAAGGAAAAACAGUGUGGCUUUUUUCAGUGGGCAGAAAAUAAGCCAAUUACACAGUCUACUCCUUGAUGAUAUCGUUAUCUAAGACAUCCUAAGAAAUAGAUAAGUACAGCUCUCAUUGGUCAUUUCUGUUUUGUUGUCACCUGUUUUUCCUGUUCACUGAUUGAUUAGUCAAAUUGCUCCCAUAACUAAGUAAAAACUACAGAUUACUCUAUCCCAAUUUUAAAAAGUCCUAUAACAUUAAACACUGCUUGUAUGCUGCAUACUAACUUGCAGUAUAUUGUGACACACAAUAUUUCAUAUUCAUAUAACAAUAGUUAUAUUUCCAGUCAAAUAAUUGAACUGCUUUCUAUUUUUCAUGUAAAUAUCACUGCACUGUCAGCACUGCACAUUUUCAAGCUGAUAUGCAUUAUGGAAUGGAUCUUAAUCUGAAUUUGUACUUCAAAUUGGUAGUCUUAUAAACAGGUAUUUAAUGAAUAAAAUUUACUGCCCUCUUCAAUAUAGCUUCGUGCUUUAUUUCUUCAGAGCUUGAAAAGAAACAACAGACUGUACAUUUUAAAUUUUACUACAGCUGGAUGUUUGACCUUCCUAGAUUUGGAAAACAGACACACGCUGCCCCACAGUUAAUAAUAUGACUCUGCAUUUUUCUUAAUUAUAUGUUUUAAAUCUGGAUCUUAACAUUUGAUUCUGGUUGCUAUUCAAUUUCUUCCCUAAUCUGUGUUAAAUGUGUAAUAAAACCAUUCCAGACCAUUCCACUUGGGUGGUUAAAACACAACUGAAAACUUGUAAAUGGUUUACAAUUGCUCAAUAUUGCUUUUUUUGAGUAUUUUUGGUUGGAAGGACUUGCAGGGAAGAUGGUACUUGGAAUUAAAGAAAACUCAAUUUUCCUGAGAAAUCUGUGGAACUAGAGUCCAGUUUAAAGCCUCAAUGCCAUGCUGUGAGUGAAACCAAUUAAUUUUUGUCCUUGCCAUCAACUUCAGAGGAGACUUUCUUCUUUCUCUUUUCAGUAGCCUAUGCCAUAUUUCAAGACCUUUAAAUGUUUCCUUAUGUGAUGGUAAUCUUCCUUUU
Messenger RNA from Tympanuchus pallidicinctus (lesser prairie-chicken), 2831 nucleotides. It is a transcript of the gene NEIL3, whose product is annotated as nei like DNA glycosylase 3. The coding region runs from base 75 to 1832 and encodes 585 amino acids. Gene Ontology annotation, molecular function: damaged DNA binding; zinc ion binding; DNA N-glycosylase activity. Gene Ontology annotation, cellular component: nucleus. Lineage: Eukaryota; Metazoa; Chordata; Aves; Galliformes; Phasianidae. The transcript is spliced from 10 exons. The record is from RefSeq and is a predicted model, not a curated record. Gene Ontology annotation, biological process: base-excision repair.